AUGUGGAGAGUGCUGAAGAAGAUGACAGAGUGUACGAAAAGCGCGGUCAUGCUAGACGGAGAACUGUCAAAAUUCUUCGACAUUGAGCAGGGGGUCCCACAAGGUUGCACGCUGUCCCCAACAUUGUUCCAGGUGUUCAUCAACGAUCUGUUGGAAGUCGUAGAGGCAGUCCGGAAGGGAGUAAAAGUAGGGGACACGGAA
Messenger RNA from Ectocarpus sp. CCAP 1310/34, 201 nucleotides. The record is from the annotation of a GenBank genome assembly. Lineage: Eukaryota; Phaeophyceae; Ectocarpales; Ectocarpaceae.